GUCGCCUCGAGUUUCAAACCGCCUCCCUCUCCUAUAAAUACUCCUCCAACCCAUCUCAUUUCUUCACUUCUCUUCUUCGAUCUUCAAGUUUUAACCGGUCUACUUUCUCUCUCUAGCCUUCUGCCAAGUAAGUUCUCCAGUCCUCCUAGUCUUUUAUUUUUCAUCUUCCCUUUUUUAACCGGCAACAUAAUGUCUUCUGAUAGCCAAAACAUCUCUGGCCAAUCCUAUGGAUCUGGCUUUCAGCCCUCUUCCUCUUCCCACUCUGAAUCUUCUUCUCCCCCUGUCACUCCUUUGAUUCGCCGCCCCUCUCACCAGUCUAGCUCCCAGGCCCGGGAAAUUAUUGCCCAGGACCCUGUCCCUUUGAAUCAAUUGCCCGGUCGAUUCAAUCCCAAGGUCCUUAGCUGGGAGCAAUGGGAGGAACGACUGGGAUCCUUGGGCUUUCUAGCCCUUGAUGUCAGACCGGUGUUCAAAGAAUCUUCUAGGGUUACCAAAAAGUGGGCUGACCGGGUUAUAAAACCUGAAAGGGUUCAUCUGGAGCCCACCAAAGAUCUUGAGGACGCCUGCAAGAAACUUCUCAAGGGUGAUCCUGUGACCGGGAAACCUUAUGCCUAUGGAGGCUGGGUAUUCCGGCUAUCUAAUCCGGAUGGGGGUGAAUCUGCGACCCAUGACGCAGAAGAUGACCGGGCAAACUUCCCGGAUGGUCAUGCUGAGGCCAGUUCUCCUUGUCCAGACAUGAACUUCAACAGGAUGACCCCCAUCAUUGAGGACGACGACGAUGAUGUCCAAGUCCUCCACUCCAACCGGUCUCCUAAUCGCAAACCUCCCUCCCCUCCUCAAAACCUUGGAGCUGAAGGGGCCUCAACUGCUCGGUGCUCUUCCUUUGACGAUCUCAUUCGAGAUAAGCAGGUUAGAGUCCUAUCUGAAGAGGUUGGCCAGUCACUCAUCGAGCCAACCAACCAGGUCUCCCAACUGAAUCUCCUGCUUGACUCGGCUAAAUCAGAAAUAAAUGACCUGGUCGAGAGGGAGAGAAUGUUAGAAGUAGAGUUGAGGGCUGAGAGGGCUUUGCUGGAGGAGGAGAGGGCCAGAUCUGCCCGGUUGGAGGAGGAAGGCAAGAGAAAGGUCGCUGAGCUUGAAGAGGCGUUGGCUCAAGCUGAAGAAACUGCCCGGUCCAAAGAAGAGGCCUUUCCUGACGAUGCUGCGAUUUGGGCCGCCUGCCACCACACUGAAGUCGCCCGGUCCAUUCUCACCAAUCCGGAGGAUACCAUGGAUUUCUUCAAAGUCAUGUAUAAGGAACCGGAAGGGAAGAGAAUGAUAACAGACGUCGGGUCCUAUGGGUUUCAGUGUGGCCAAAAGGAAGAGAGAUCUCUUCUCUAUGCCAGACUCCAGAGGAAGGACCCCUCUUUCGACCCGGCCAAGUUGAAGCUUCCAGCCCUAUACAAGGAAGAGCCAGCUCCCCCCUUUCCCCAAGAUUAGGUCAGGGUUUGAUUUAAAAACACCUUUGAAUUUUCCCAAGGCCUGGGGGAUGUCCGGCCUACUGACUUGCGUAAUAUUAUCUUUUG
Molecule: messenger RNA, 1559 nt
Organism: Cuscuta campestris
Lineage: Eukaryota; Viridiplantae; Streptophyta; Magnoliopsida; Solanales; Convolvulaceae
Source: the annotation of a GenBank genome assembly